AUGGUUGAUUGUAACGAAAUGGCAGGAGACUCGCAAGCGCGGUGCCUGGGCUCCCAUGGCCUGGCCUCGACAUUGCAGAUGUAUCAGUACCACGGAGGGCAACGGAAAUUGCGACAGAGUUUUCGAAUGGGACUAACGCUAAUGGUGCUGCUUGCAGGCACAUCUCUGCAGUAUGACAACCGAUCUUUUUUGUCCGUUGUUCGAGCCGUGCGCGCCCAGGCAGGCACCCUAACAUCAAAAUGUGAGGCGGCGAAAGACGGAAAUACCACGUGCACGUGCCUCAAAGAUGAUUCUCAAACAACAACGCUUUCUGCAACGCUUUCAGAAGAGACAAAUGUGCUGCAGGUAAGCUGUCAAACUGACCUAAAGUGCGCUCCCGAUGACCUCAGCGGCAAGAAUGUCUGCCCUGGAGACACAGACAAGCUCUACGAUUGCAAAUCAACGAACGGCAGUUUCAAAUGCAUCGACGUCAACGAAAUUCUUGCCACAUCUGAAAACAGCGUUCAGUGGGUGGCAGGCACCACCCCUCAGGACAGCACCACUAAGACACUAGCAAUCCCGACUGACAGGUUUCCGUUCACUGACCAAAAGUUCGUUAUCGGCUGCGUCAACGACGACCGGACCGCAGACCGCUGCAAAGUGACUGUAACGCUGGCGGCAAGAGCAACUGCGAAGAAGGACCAGACCGUCACGUGUGCUUACGGAGCGAGUAGCAAUAAGGAACCUCAGACCAUCACGCUGAGUCCCUCGCAAAACACGUUCACACUGGUUUGCGGAACUGACGGAGAUAUUCUGCCGAGCACGUACCAGAAAAAGUACUGCAGUAGCUCAGAAAACAAUACCACCAGUGCGUGCGAAGAAAAAGACUACACCUCGAUCAUCACGACAUACCAAGAAACGUGGUGGCAGAAAAAACCCGAAGGAACAAACGUUUAUACACUGGAGAUUCCACCGAACGAUUUCCCGACAGAGUCCGCAAAUAUUGUGGUGGGGUGCAAAGAAACCGCCACUACGACAUUGAAAGUGGAGGAGGAUCCUAGCGAAACUGAUUCGUCGAGUGUGUGUAAGGUUGUGGUCACGAUCGAGGCUUUGGCAAAUAGUUCGUCUGCAACAAUGUCCGGGGUGAUGGCAUCCCUGGCUUUGGGAGGAGUGGCCUUCAUCGGUGCGUUGGCGCAUGCUCUGUGA
This is a messenger RNA of Neospora caninum, 1185 nucleotides long. Its product is annotated as SRS domain-containing protein. The record is from RefSeq and is a predicted model, not a curated record. The coding region runs from base 1 to 1185 and encodes 394 amino acids. Lineage: Eukaryota; Apicomplexa; Conoidasida; Eucoccidiorida; Sarcocystidae. Gene Ontology annotation, cellular component: membrane. The transcript has a single exon.